AUCAGAGUUAUCCAAAAAACGAAAGGAAAAACAUAGCAGAGUUGCAUAUUAAUAAUAAAAAUUUAGAAGACUAUUUAGAUUUAAGCGAUUUUCUUAACUUAAAACAUCUGGAUUGCUCAAAUAAUCGAUUGGCUAGUUUAAAUGUGACCAGUUGCUUGCAAUUAAAAACUAUUCAGUGUGAUUCUAAUGAGUUAACUAGUUUAGAUCUGAAUGGUCUAAGCCAAUUAAGUGCGAUCAGUUGUGGUGAUAAUUACUUAACUAGUUUUGAUUGUUUUCACUCCAAUCUCAAUUUUGAAAACUUAAUUGCUUUAAAUAUAGAAAAUAAUAAUUUUACCAAGCAAGAUUUAUCUUGUGUUAGUCAUCUGACUAACUUGCAAUAUUUGUUCAUUGGUAAUAAUAAAAAAGAAAGAAUCGAGAAAAAUAUCUAUAAUCGUUUUUGCGGUAGUUUAGAGCCUUUGAAAAAUAUUUCUGGACUAGAGGUUUUAGGUAUUUCUAAUACUGACAUUAACUCUGGACUGGAAUAUUUGCCAAAGAGUUUGAGUGUAGAGAAUAUUUAUUAUUCUAGCGAGUACAGACCCGAAAGUCAAGCGAAAGA
Messenger RNA from Racocetra persica, 595 nucleotides. The record is from the annotation of a GenBank genome assembly. NCBI's taxonomy places the organism in Eukaryota, Fungi, Glomeromycota, Glomeromycetes, Diversisporales, Gigasporaceae.